AUGUACACUCUUGAAAAAUCCAGUUCAUCUGGGACAUCCGAUGAUAUUAUGCCAAUUGCUAAACUUUUUUCCAGAGACAAUUUUGAGGGUGCUUUGGCUCUUACAAAUAUUAUUUAUUUGGAUGAACAGCAACAGUUAACAAUGAAUGAAUCAACACCAAUCCCAAUAAUAAUAAAGGUAUUUGCCAUAAUUACUUCAUUUUAUCUGAUUGUGUUGCAAAACGAUAUUUUAAAAUCUUUUAAACCAAUGCCAAGUUCCAAAUGUCGCAAAGUUCAAGAAAGAUCACCAUUGUUCCAUUCAAUUGUACAUUAUACAAAAAUGGCAAUUUUGGCCGUUUUUGUGAUUAUAGAAUUAGAAAACGAUUUAGUAAAUUUCAUAUGA
Molecule: messenger RNA, 381 nt
Organism: Entrophospora sp. SA101
Lineage: Eukaryota; Fungi; Glomeromycota; Glomeromycetes; Entrophosporales; Entrophosporaceae
Source: the annotation of a GenBank genome assembly